CCUUCUUAUGAAUAUAUGGUGUUCCAUUCUUCUCACAAGUUGAACCUUUGAGUCGACCUCAUUCUCUUACCCAAUAUCGGUCAUUCAUUCAACUUUACCCAACACUCGAAAGAGAUGACUACCAAGUCUGUUGCUUUAUUUCGUCCAUUAUAUCGUUUGCAAGUAACAACUGCACGCUAUAUUUGUUCAAAGGCACUGGAAGAUACUCCCAGCUGUUUUACAGCGAGGAAGACAGCAGAAUCUGCACAGUCAUUAUCACAAGGGAACUAUCCUGUUUUACAGCACUAUGUCUAUCCAGUCGUGGAGAAUACUCGUAUGAAGGCUUUAGUGAAAGCAGAAGCUGCACCAGGCUUAGUAUUGCGUGAUGAUGUGGGCAUUCCGUCCAUUGGGAGUACCGAAGUGUUGAUCAAGAUCAAGAAGACGAGCAUCUGUGGAACAGACUUGCACAUAUUUGUAUGGGAUGAGUGGAGUAAACGUACAGUUCCAGUUCCUCUUACUAUUGGACAUGAGUAUGUUGGCCAUAUUGCUGCCGUAGGAAGUGAAGUGACAGGUUGGAAGGAGGGAGAUCGAGUAACAGGAGAAGGACACAUUACGUGUGGAUAUUGUCGAAAUUGUCGUGCAGGCAAAAGGCAUCUUUGUCGAAAUACUAUUGGAGUGGGUGUCAAUCGGCCUGGAGCGUUUGCAGAAUAUUUAUCACUUCCUGCUGGAAAUGUAUUUCGUGUUCAUCCAAGUAUAACGGAUGAUAUUGCUUCUUUUAUGGAUCCUCUUGGGAAUGCAGUUCAUUCCUGUCUUUCUUUUGAUUUGGUCGGAGAAGAUGUAUUGAUUACGGGUGCAGGUCCCAUUGGAAUGAUGUCUGCAGCUAUAUGCAAACAUGUGGGUGCACGUUUUGUGGUAGUUACUGAUAUCAACGAUUAUCGUUUGGAAUUGGCAAAGAGUUGUGGAGCAGAUGUAGCUCUUAAUAUUUCGAAAUGUGAAGAUCCCGUUGAAGAACUUAAAAAAACGAUGAAGCAGUUGGGAAUGACGGAAGGUUUCGAUAUUGGUUUGGAAAUGUCUGGAAAUGCUCAAGCCUUUGCAUCGAUGCUAGAAACGAUGAAUCAUGGUGGUAGAAUUUCCCUUUUAGGAAUACCUCCAUCGCCCUUUGCUAUUGACUGGAACAAAGUCGUAUUCAAGGGAAUCGUAGUAAAGGGCAUUUAUGGGAGGAAAAUGUUUGAAACUUGGUAUAAAAUGUCGAAUAUGUUGGUGGGGGGUUUGGAUAAGAGAAUACAGCAAGUAAUGACCCAUCAACUUCCAUAUGAUGAGUUUGAAAAAGCGUUUGACUUUAUUCGCGAUGGAAAAAGUGGCAAAAUUGUGUUGAAUUGGGAUGAAUAAAUUGAUUUGUGUUUCCAGCGUCGUCGUCCU
Molecule: messenger RNA, 1398 nt
Organism: Galdieria sulphuraria
Lineage: Eukaryota; Rhodophyta; Bangiophyceae; Galdieriales; Galdieriaceae
Product: threonine 3-dehydrogenase
Exons: 6
Coding region: 115-1368 (417 amino acids)
Biological process (GO): L-threonine catabolic process
Molecular function (GO): L-threonine 3-dehydrogenase activity; zinc ion binding
Source: RefSeq, a predicted model, not a curated record